This is a messenger RNA of Misgurnus anguillicaudatus (oriental weatherfish), 1661 nucleotides long. Its product is annotated as caspase-3. The record is from RefSeq and is a predicted model, not a curated record. Gene Ontology annotation, molecular function: cysteine-type endopeptidase activity. Gene Ontology annotation, biological process: proteolysis; regulation of apoptotic process. NCBI's taxonomy places the organism in Eukaryota, Metazoa, Chordata, Actinopteri, Cypriniformes, Cobitidae.
CCCCACCCAUUCAGACCUAAACAUGCACACAAGUUCAACGCUUCCUUUAUACACCAGCAGCAAGUUCUGUAGUGACACAAAUAGCCUAUUACUUUGAAAACAAAUUGUUUAUGGAGGAUAUUGUUAACAUAUAAGCAUUCGUUUAUUAUUGGAUUAUUAUUAGUUUUAAAAGUUUAAAUUAUUAGGAAACAACAUUGCCUCUUUUUGAAUAAAAUAAUUAAGCCAUCGAAGUUCAAGGGUCUGCGGGGGGAAAUUCUUACGAAGCUAUUCAGAGUUUAUUUUACGACAUGGCCACAAAAGAGUUCUACGAGCGAAUUCGUCGAUAUAAAGUCUUGCUCAUUGAGAAUUUAUGUGAACAAGCUGACUUCAUCGUCCAGCAUGCCCAGCAAGAUAAUAUUAUAACUCAGCGCGAGUACACGAAGCUCCAAGAUGUCGGUAAAAAUUCUAGAGAGAGGAUGGUCAUCGAAAUGCUCGAUCAAGUCAUGAGCAAGGGAGAGGACACGUGUCGCCAAUUUGUAGAGCUUUUAGGACGAGACAGUAUAAAGGAAACGUUCAAAUUUUUGAAGAAUCAUGACAUUGUUGCACUUUCAAGUGGAGAACAGGACAACUUAAAGCCCCCUGGACCCCCUAAUGGGCCCCGGACCCCUGCUUCAGACACCAGCCUGAAAUAUCCUGAUAAUGAGGACAAUUUAGCAGAGAUCAAGCAAUACAAGAUAACCCAAAGUCCACCUGGUACCUGUGUUAUUAUCAACAAUGUGCAUUUUCAAACGGAUGAAAGGAAGGGAUCAGAUGUGGACCAAAACUCUCUUGAAAAAGUUUUUAAAUGGCUGGGGUUUGAUGUGGUGGUGCAUAGAGACAAAACUGCAGCACAAAUGAAAGCUCUCCUGCAGGACCUAGGCAAGAAAGUGAAUGGCGACUGCUUCAUAUGCUGCAUCCUCAGCCACGGCAACAAGGACGGAAUCUCUGGAAUCGACAGCCGCACUGUUAAUGUUAAUGACAUACGUGAACCUUUUGAUGGCAUCAACUGCAAGAAUCUAGCUGGAAAGCCCAAACUCUUUUUUAUACAAGCCUGUCGUGGGAGUAAAGAAAACUGUGCUGUGAAAGUCCAAGCAGACGAUUCAGAAGGAGAGGAGUCGGACCUGGAGGAGGAGGAUUAUAUUUUUGAUGAUAUCCCGGCUGACUCGGAUUUCCUUAUUGCCAGAUCUACUAUUGAAGGUUAUGUUUCAAAAAGAACCCGAAAAAAUGGCUCCCAUUUUAUUCAGUCACUUUGUCGGCAGCUAGAGACGCAUUGUCCUCAGGGUACAGACAUCAAUACAAUACUCCUGCAUGUGAAUGAUGAGGUCAGCCAAAACGGGAAUGAAUUCAAACAAAUGCCGGUCUUCGAAGUUGCAUUGAGGAAGAAACUAAUUCUUCCUGUACCCAGUCCCCAGUGAAAUACUGAAAAGUCCUACAGGACAUGUGAUGUUUCUUAUGACAUCUGUAAAAGUAUUUUUAUCAAAUGAGGACCAAAUCAGAUAACAUGACAGGAAUAAUGUUAAUUUUUAUUUUAUAAUGGUGCUUAUAAGCUUACAUUUUCCAAAUAUCUUUGAGAAAUUACACAAACUGUAAAAAAGUUUGUUUGUUUUUUAUGAAUUUUUUAAUAAAAAAGACUCACAAUUGUU